AUGCUUGGGUUCGAAAUGGCCAUGCUUUGCAACAUUGAGAGUUACGUCCCUUGUAAAAGAAACUUGUACAGCGGCUUGAUUGCAAGCCAAUAUUUUAUGUUUAUGAUGAGUUUUGCGAAAUAUAAUGACAAAAUCGAAGAAGGGAAUAUUGUUAUUGUAUAUCUAAAUCACGACAAUAUGCAUUCUUUGAAAGUGACACGUGGUCAAACUCAUCAGACACGGUUUGGUGCUUUGAAGCAUUCCGAUUUGAUUGGGGUUCGGUUUGGGAGCAAAAUUGUUUGCAACAAAGGAUGGUUAUACAUUUUGUUCCCGACACCAGAACUUUGGACUUUGGCUGUUCCUCACAGAACUCAGAUCCUGUACAGCACGGACAUCAGCAUGAUUCUAAUGCAGCUGGAUUUAAAACCUGGUGCUGUUGUUAUCGAAGCAGGCACAGGAAGUGGGUCUUUGUCUCAUGCUAUAAUCCAGUCGGUGAUGCCAACUGGUCACCUGUUUACGUUUGAGUUCCACGAAGAGAGAGCGAAGAAAGCGACAGUGGAGUUCGUGGAUCACGGACUUGCCGACUACGUGACGGUGGCCUGUAGAGACGUGUGUCAGCGCGGAUUCCCACACAACGGCGAGGCAGAUGCGGUCUUCCUGGACUUACCAUCGCCAUGGGAAUGUAUACAGAGUGCAAAACAAGCAUUAAAAAAAUCAGGUGGAAGAAUAUGUACAUUUUCUCCUUGUAUCGAGCAAGUGCAGAAAUCGUGUGAGAGUCUGACGUCACAUGGUUUUCAGGAAGUGAACACUCUAGAGUGUCUUGUGAGGAACUUCAGUGUGAGGAAUUUCUCCUUACCUACAGCCGACCUGGGACAGACGGAGUCCAGUGAUCUCCAGCCAGCCGUAAAACAUCUUAAAAUGGAGACGUCACCAAGCGCAACACUGCAAGAAGACACAAAGAAUGUAUCUGCAUCAAAAUCACCCGACAGUCGGAAAUCCAAGUCAACAACCGAAGACUGUUUUUCUUUUUCCGCGGGUGUUCCACCCAUUAACAUGCAAGGACACACCGGGUUCCUAACAUUUGCAACAUUGUACCCAUCUUUGUGAUGUACAUGUAUCAGCCACCAUCGACACUGGCAUUCCUAGAUUCACUACUCUUCAGAAGUCCAAUAUAUCAAAACAAAAUCAACAAAAUGAAACCUAUACGAAUGUAAAUAAAGACUUCUCAAUUUAUA
Gigantopelta aegis is the source of this 1214-nucleotide messenger RNA. RefSeq names its product tRNA (adenine(58)-N(1))-methyltransferase catalytic subunit TRMT61A-like. Lineage: Eukaryota; Metazoa; Mollusca; Gastropoda; Neomphalida; Peltospiridae. The record is from RefSeq and is a predicted model, not a curated record. Gene Ontology annotation, cellular component: tRNA (m1A) methyltransferase complex; nucleus. The coding region runs from base 1 to 1086 and encodes 361 amino acids. The transcript is spliced from 3 exons. Gene Ontology annotation, biological process: tRNA methylation.